This is a messenger RNA of Cuculus canorus (common cuckoo), 1998 nucleotides long. RefSeq lists its product as uncharacterized. Bases 146 to 1282 code for a protein of 378 amino acids. The record is from RefSeq and is a predicted model, not a curated record. Lineage: Eukaryota; Metazoa; Chordata; Aves; Cuculiformes; Cuculidae. The transcript has 2 exons.
UAGGGUUCCUCCUCUCGGCAGCCGCCCCGGAGCUCGGAGCCGCGAACACCGAACCCCGUGGGAGCCCGGAACUUCCCCGGGUGGCGGCGCCAGCGGCCCUCGGAGCCGCUCGGGCCCCAGCGGCACAAGGCUGUGACGCGUAGCGAUGGGGAGACCCAGGAAAGAGCCCAGUGGCACGUCAUCCCCUCGGCCGGCCACAGCUGCCUCCAGAACCGCUGCCGCCGCACCACCACCACCUUCCAGCUCGGCCACUCGGGUCAAGGCCAUGGCUGCGAGCAGCCGAUCCCGGAGCACUCCAGCUGCUGGGGCUGCUGGCACCAGCCAGGGGCAGAGGGCAAAGCCGGACUCCUCACAACCAAGACCCUCAGCAUCCUGUGGAGCUCAAGGGGGUGCUGGGGACCAGCACAGAACACCUGCCAGGAGGUCCUCUGCAACCCCAAAGAAGCCACCCGCCACCAAAGGAGCUGCUGGUCCAGCCAGCUCUGACCAACAUCCACAGAAGAAGCAGCCUGGGGCUGACCCAAGUGGGGCGUUAGGUAAGUUCCUGCCCCCCCUGGAGAGCCAGGACAUCGCGUGGGUGGAGAAGGAGACCCGGGGCCAGCAGAGCAACCCCAAGUGGUACGAGUGGCGGGAGAACCGCAUCACUGCCUCCGUGGCCCCUAGGAUUGCCAACAGCAAGUUCGCCAACGGCAAGACGGACGAGGUGCCUCAGUCCUAUCUGAAAGCAGUGGUGAGCUCCAGCAACAAGGUGCAGACGCCAGCCAUGUCCUGGGGGGUCCGCAAUGAGAAGGCAGCUGUGCGGGCCUACGAGCAACUGAAGUCACAGGCAGUGGGCAAACCAGUGCAGGUGGAGGACUGCGGGCUCUUCAUUCACCGGGACAAGGAGUGGAUCGCUGCCAGCCCAGAUGGCAUCAUCAAGGAGGCGUCCACGGGGAAGGCCCUGGGGCUGCUGGAGGUCAAGUGUCCCUACAAACACAGGAACAGGACCGUGCGUGAGGCCUGCAAGGACAAGGAUUUCUGCCUGCAGGUGGACGGGGAUUCCUAUGCCCUGAAGAAAGAUCACCCCUACUUCACGCAGGUUCAGUGCCAGCUGGCAGCUGCUGGCUUCCAGCAAGCCGAUUUUGUGGUGCACACCACCAAGGAGACAGCCGUGGCUCCUGUGAAGUUUGAUGCUGAGUUCUGGGGCCAGACAGUGCCAAAGCUGGAGAAGUUUUACACCGAGGCAGUGAUUCCCCACCUGGAGGAGAAGGCAGGCAGCUCUGUCUGGGCCAAGGAGGAGUAGACCCCCCCAGCCUUGCCCACCUGCAUGCUUGCUUGGCUGCACAAACACAACUUUGGCUCUUAGCAUAGAAAUUAUGCCUGGUUUUGUUGCUGUUCUUGGCCCGUUCGCUGCCUCUGUCCCAAACCAACUGCCUCAGGACUGAAAUGUCAUACCAGUAGUACUCUGCCUUGGCUAAGGGCCCCCACAGUGAUUUCUUCCUGCCCCAGCUAGGCCAGUGCUUGGUCCCCAAUCCUGUCCAUCACUGUGUUUCCCAUUUGACCCAACGACACUGCCUGAUGGAGGCUGGCACAACUCCAGAUCUGUGGGGGAAACCAGUGAUGCCUCUGUGCUGGAAUAACAGACUUACUUUCUGGAGAAAACUGGAUCCUUCGGUACCUUAACUGCUGCCAGGACUAAUGGUAAUUCCAUGCUAGAGUGAAGACAGAGCCAGAGUUUUUUUCAGAACCCAAGAGCAAAACACAGCUUUUGAGCUGUGAUGUGCCUUAAUCACAGUAAGGGCACACAGACAUCCUUCCUACCUGAGACACUGGAUGGACAGCCUUCCCAAGCCAUUGGACCUGGUCCUGAUUUACAGUGAUCCAUGAUGCUCCCGAAGAGAUGGCUGAAGCCUCAGGAAGAUGGUGCCCACCAAAGAGGUUGUCCCCAAGCCCACACAGCUCCCGUGGCAGGGUGGAGAGGUGGUAAUCACUAUUAAAUACAAGAUGCACUGGUGUGUU